AUGUCUAUAAAUUUUGAUAAUGGCUUUGAUAGGAGGAGAAUUAUAAACUAUAAUACAGAUCUUUUUGAUUGCGCUUUCUGCUCAUGUGUGCCAAGAGUACCAAGACAAUGUGCUAAUUGUGAUUCUAUUUAUUGUCGUUUAUGCAUUGAAAAAUGGUUUAAACAAUCGAACGGUUAAAGUAGAGAUAAUUGCUGUUAACAAUAGACAAUUACUAAUUUAUCAUAAAUAUUAUAAUCAAAUUAUAAUGAUCUGCUUUUGAGAUGUAUAAAAUGUUAAAAGGCUAUUUGUAUCAAUCAAAUUGAUUAGCAUGAGUUUGAGUGCGGUUUAAUCAAAUAGUGUGUAAAUUACUAAUGUUGUGGGAACAUCAUUCCAUAAGAGAAUAUAAAUAAUAAUUCUAAUUAAUGUAGUGAUUAGUGUUGCUAAUUUUUGAGUAAAGUGAAAGAAAUUAAUAAUAAGUAAGAGAUAUAUAAAAGAGCAAGAGAAUUUUUAAUAUCAAAUCCAUUUAGUAACAGAGAAUAACUUUUAAGUGACGAGGAUAGAUAGAAUAUAAUGAAUCCCUAUAAUUAAAUCACCAUCGGAAAUGCUCCUAUCAUCUUAAGAUGGGAUAAAGCAAGGUGCGGUUCUAAUAUAAUCCUAACAGAUGGAGAUUAGAAAGUCUUUCUUUAAGAAUAAGGAUAUAUUUUUAAAUCUGUGGUUGCUAACUAUGGCUUUGAGUCAGGGAUUGUAUAUUGGGAGAUCGAAGCAGACGACAGGACUGAAAACUAUUUAAAAAUUGGUGUGACAACUCAAAGGGACUUUAAUUUUAAUUCAUCCUUCUGUGAUUAUGAGUUUGGCUGGGCUUUCUAUGGAUCAGCACAAAUACGUCAUAAUCAAAAAUAAAAUGGUACUGCUUUUGGAAAGCCAUUCAAAGAUAAGGGCACUUUGGGAAUUUGCUUAAACAUGGAUUCAGGGACUUUAAUGUUCAGUUUGAAUGGAGAAAACAUGGGUUGUGCUUUCAAAGAUGAAAAAUUGAAACGAGGACCCAUUUAUCCAGCUGUAUCACUACUUCACAAAGCUGGUUGUAAAAUAAUAAGUGAAAAACCUGUUCCAUAGAUAUUUUAAUAAUUUUGA
Molecule: messenger RNA, 1110 nt
Organism: Paramecium tetraurelia
Lineage: Eukaryota; Ciliophora; Oligohymenophorea; Peniculida; Parameciidae
Exons: 5
Molecular function (GO): protein binding
Source: RefSeq, a predicted model, not a curated record